CGCCAGGUUCCAUCCUGCAGACGAUUCUCCCAAUUGGAAGGGGUAAUUAAUUGUAUGAAAUCGUUUGGGAGAUUUUUUUGUGGAUCUUCUGAUAUAUCUGUGAGCAGAAUUCUAUCGUUUUUGGUUGACCAUUGUAGAUAUCGAAAGACGCUAGUGUUUUCAGGACAAAUUUUUUCAAAUAAAUUUUAAUCGUUUAUUUAUAGCUUAUGAUACUCGUCAAGUAAGAUCCCAUUGACAACUUCCGAUCGAGUGUUUAUUUACUAGAUACUAAAAAGGUAAUCUUUAGUUGAUAAAGGAUUGCUGAGAGUACAUGCUGAAGAUAACUGAUAGGAUGUUUCAUUGAGUGGCUCUGUGUAUUUAAAAAGUUCAAAUUUUGUCCUUCUGACAAGUAGAUUGUUUGUGACAUAGCUCUAAGAAAGUACCUACCUAGACUUGGAUGAACUUUUUACUUAUUUCUCUCUCUUUUGAUGGUCGAAUAGACUACAUAUGAUCAUCCAAUUUUUUUGAAUUUGCGCUUUUACAACAUUUACAAAGAUGGAUAGAUAUAGACGUGAACAAGCAUCCAUUAGGACCACUGACUGGAACUUAAUGAGAGUAUCUGGGAGGAUUUCCACUAUAAAUAACAGACAUUUUUCACUGAGAAAAGGGCGUCAUCCGUUUGAAAACUUAUUGUCAUGUCUUGUAUUGUUCUUGGUGUGCUUGCAUGUUGUUCUAUCUGACUUACCAGAGGAAGAUACUUUCCCGAAGGAAAAAUGUGAAACAGCAUUGCCGGAAUGCCAGUGUGAAGAUUAUAUGGAUGUUGUUGGACUCAUAUGCCGGAAUGUAAAGAAUUUCGAAACUUUCUCUCGAACGCUAUCGGAUGGGUCAGUGUUUGAGGUCAACACAACAUACGAGAUUGUCUUGAAAGGAGUUCGAGUAUUACCUCGUCAGUUUCUUAAAGGACUGAUUGUGCAAAGAUUGUUUAUCGAUGAUAUUCAGACAGAGGUCAUAGAAGACGGGGCUUUUGAUGGAAUGUUACAACUUAAGAAAUUCCAAGUAAAGCUCAGUUCUAUAAAGGAAAUUCCGGACUUCCGUCCUGUAAGUAGCUCCUUGAAAAAUUUGAUUCUCGACAACAGCCGGUUGACCUCCAUCUCUGGUAGCAGACUUCAGAAUCUACCGAAUUUGGAGACUGUCUCUUUUGUAAACAACUCUAUCCAAUCUGUGGCAUCGGAUGCAUUUCAGGGCACAAACAAUUUGAUCAUCUUUGACUUGUCGUGCAAUCAGCUGAAGGCCCUUCCUCCAAAAUUGCUCAACCCCUGGAAAAAGUUAAAUAAAUUGGCGUUGACAUCUAAUCAGCUACUGUAUGUUGACCAGCUGUUUGCCGUUACUCAUCCCAAAUUUAUAUAUUUGGAUCACAAUAACCUGACCGAUUUGGAUUCCAUACUCCAUCCUAACAUGCCUGAAGUGCAAACGCUGCUUUUGUCUUACAACCCCUUGUCGAAGAUUACAGAGAAUUCCUUCAACGGCAAAGUGAACAAUGCAAGAUUCCUGUACUUGGAUCACUGCCUCAUUCGGGAAUUCAAUGCGAGCCACUUUAAGGAUCUGGCCCUUUUAUCAACCCUCGAUCUCAGCUACAAUCUCAUCGAAAAGGUCGAUAAUCAGACGAUAAAGUUUGGGUCUGGAGUUGAGCUUCAUUUCACUGGAAAUAAGAUCACGGAGUUUAAUGUGGAUCUAACAUACAGAGUGAAGCAUGUGUAUCUGAACAAGAAUUUGUUGACUUCCGUCGCUCGGACACUUCGGUACAGUCAACUUUUUGAUGUUAACAUGGCUGAUAAUCGAAUCGAGACAUUGGGACCACAAGACUUUCAUGGGGUGCACGGGAUUCAAAAUAUAAACCUGCAGGGGAAUUUAAUUUCCAAAGUAGAUUCUCAGACUUUCAAGGGCAUUCGCAGAGAUCUCACUCACUUGGACCUCAGCCGAAACCAGAUUCGUUCUCUCCAAGGUUGUGUUCGAGAUCUAUAUUUGCUCGUUUCUUUGAACCUCACUGGUAACAAGAUAGAGUCUUUUGAAGAAGGUGAAUUUAUAGGGCUGGAGGAACUGCUGGAAUUAUAUCUGGAUGGCAAUCUUCUCACCACGCUGGGCAACGAGAUACAGCUCCUCAUCCAGUUGCAGCACCUCAUCAUAUCUAAUAAUAGAAUAACAACGAUUGAACCCGAUCAAAUACCACAUACACUCAAGUUUCUUUAUUUAGAUGGCAAUCCUUUCAAAUGUGACUGUCAGUUGCUGCCUUUCCUUGAAUAUCUCAAUUCUUCUUCUGUUGGGACUGACGGGCCACUUUGCACCCUUUCCAACCAGACAUCUCAGUUGCCACCUACCAAAUGCCCAGAUGGGUGCAACUGCUCUUGCACGCAAAACAAAGACAAACGCUUCAUGUCCGUGGACUGCAGUUCCGCAGAACUGACCGAGUUGCCGCCUUUGUUCACGACUGAAUACCAUUCCACAACCAAAGAAAACUGUUCAUCAAUUGUGAUCCACUUGCCACGUAAUACCCAGUUUUCUCAAAGUGGCCCUUUCGUAAUCGAAGAUGAGAUCAGGGGUCUAAAUCUUUCCCACAACAAAUUGAAAUCUCUUGAAGAUGCUGAUUUGCCUGGUGGAAUGAGUCACCUCUUUUUAAGUAAUAACCUUCUCCACAAACCACCUCUCUCCUUGCUAUACUCUUUGGAGAAACUGACCAAUGUGACGUUCUCUGGCAAUCCGUGGUCUUGUGAUUGUGAUUUGUUAUCCUUCAAGGGGUGGAUUCUUUACAAAUCUGAAAUCGUGGCAGAUGGCAACGAUACUCGCUGUGGUGCUCAGUCUUCUGAACUCAAUGGACGUGUGAUUUGGUCACUAACGGACAUGGACCUCUGUCCUGUCAGCACUGCAGCGUCUACAUCGCUCAUAAUUGGACUUUGUUUUCUCCUGGCUGUUUCUCUUGUAAUCAUCGUGUUGAUUGUUCACUGGACGAAAGUAAGAAUUUGGCUGUUUGCGCAUGGCGUCACCUGCUUCCAAAAUUAUGACGCUAUUCAAAACAAAGAGUCUGAAAACCUCCUACAGAUGAAUGGACUCUUGAAUGAGCAACGAGGUACAGAACACUUGGUCAGUUUUCCACUUCCUGAUGACAAUGCGUAUCGGCAAGAACACUCUAGGAUUGGAGCAGAAUUCCAUGGAAACGGUGGUAGUUUAUUUCAGGAACAGCCCGCUGAUCGAGCAUCUGCAAAUAGAUACAUCAGUGUAACAUCUCAAAGCAAACUGCCUAUGUGAUAUUAAAGGAGCAAGCGAAAAAAAGUUUACGGAAUAUGACAUAAUAACUUGUCACUUUAAAAAAAAAUAACAUUAUUUAGAAUGGAUACCAUUAGUUUAAUUUUGAAGAUAUAUGUACAAUUCUGAUGGCAUCAACUUUCAACAAAUCUUGACGUGUGUUCAUUUUAUUUCUUGAACUGCUAAAGGCAAAUUGUUCUGUGAUAAGUAAAUAUUAAAAAAGAAGUUUUUUUUGUGAUUUGAAACAAUUAAGUUUGUUCUUUGAUAAAAUACAGGCUGUAACGCCAUGAACUAGAAAAGCAUGUAUUUGUUACAAGGCAAUAACGAAUAGAGGGUGUAAGUAAUAAUUAGACAAGGCGCAUACCCUGGUCUAGGUCCAAUACCUGAUUUCUAAAUCCUUAAUGACAGGCAUAUACUUCCAAUUGGGAAAAUGCUCUUAAUGACUUAAAUAAUUAUAUCUUAUACUGUUUAAGUCAAUAAAUAUAAUUCUGAAAAAAUUAGAAAAUUUAAAUUUUUAUAUACUCCCCCUUAAACCCCUUCGUAAUUGAGGAUGAGAAUUGUAGCUGGUUCUCGCCACCCUGGAGGGUACACGAAAAUGUGAGGGUUUGGCUCCUCCCAUCGAUGGCGGGACGUGUUUCCUUAGGGAUGGUUUGUAACGUGGCCGGUGAAGGCCCUUAGAUUCAAAUACAGUUCCCACCAGUGGUGUUGUAGCGGCGGUCCGAUUAUUCAGCUUUUUAUCCGUGUGCCUUCUAGGCGGAUCAGAGAGUCAGUGAUAGGUCUUACUCCUUCCCCCCUACUAUUAGUCAUAUUUAAUAAAUUAUUUGAGCAUGUCAUUUUAAUAAAAAUACUUCCAUCUUUUGCGGCUAAAAUUGAUUUUUUAAAGCGCCAAAUUUCUUUACUUUAGGUCAAUCAAGGUUGACAAGUUGAAAGAUUAAAGCAUCUUUUACUUAAAAUGUGGCAUACUAAUUAUGAUUAACAUAGCUGGUGAGACUAUAUAAAAAUUUAGACUGUAUAAUUAUCUCAGAAAUACAUUAACAGAAGCAACUUGAAAUAAAAUUUUCCAUUUUUCCAAUUGGAAGUUUGCCUGCUCCUUAAGAUUUAGAAAUCAGCUUUAGGACGCGAUUAGAGUGGAAGUACUAUUGCAUAAUGUGCCAUUGCUGUUGUUAUCUCUGUAUGUAAUAUUGUACAACAUUAAGAAAAUAAUAUAAAAUGCAGGAUUUUUAUAAUGAAAAAUAUUAUAAAGGUCUUACAUUUUACAGCAUUUGAAUAUUGUUAAGCAGUAUUGUAUAUUAUUUUUUACAAAUUUUACAAUGUUGUCCAGUAUUAUGUAAAGAAGAGUGUAAGUUUUUCGGCCAAAAAUGUGAAAUUUUAAUAAAUAUUGCAAUACAUUAGUGUGUGUACACAGUGCUCUUUUUCUAAGGCAAUGAAGGUGUUAUUUUAUUUUUGAAUGGUUUCAUGAAAUUUAAACAGUGUCAUAAUGCGCAUUUUUUUUAAUUAUUAAUUAGCUUAUAUUGCUUAUUUUUAGAACAUAAUUUCUGAUUAUAAUCUUAUUUGUGUAGUCAUGUGAUGCAUAUAUAAAUCGUAUAUUUAUUUUUGAAAUGUAUGUUCGCAAACUUGAAACUGAUUUUUUUUUAUUAUAUUUUUUCUUUAUCGCUUACAUUUAUUUGUAGAAUCAUUUGUUGCUAUAUAAAUACUUUAAUAAUUACGCAAUAAGGAUUUUUUUUUUUUUACUACUCUGAUGUUUAACAAGUUUCUAUAGUUAGUAAAAAGAAACUAAUUUGUUUAAAAAAUUAAAUAUUUCUUUGAGAUUUUAUAUAUAUAUAUAUAUAUAUAUAUAUAGUGUGUGUGUGUGUGUGUGUGUGUGUGUGUGUGUGUGUGUGCGUGCGUGCGUGUGUGUGUGUGUGCGCGUGCGUGCGUGCGUCCUGUUUUCUUGUAAAGGGAACUUCGUAUUUGUGAGAUUAAAUUGUGCCAUAAAUGUUAAACAAAUCUCAUGUGCCAGUUAAUCAUAAUCCAUGUUGUUCUAUGAAUUUAAAAUUGGUUGUAAAGCGAAAAGUGAAAUUAUGAAAGCUUUUUUUUUUUUAAUUAAAAAUGUAAUUUUUGCUCUUAAUGGAUUUUUGGCCAGACAUGAACUGUAGAAGUAGUGUAGAUGAAUGUGCAUUUCGAAUUUCAGUUUAAGACUAAUUCAUUGUUCAGAAAUUUUAAAAAUUUCAAAACCAUGUAUAAAAUAGUUCUCAAAUGUUCUUUUUACAUUUAUAUGUGAAGAAAAAUUCCAAUAUUCAAAGUAAUUUUUCUAUAAAUUUCAUUUUACUUCUUGGCAUUGUUCUUUCAAAGAUAUUCUUUGCAUUUAUACCCUUACACAUUGCAUAUGAAUUUGUGUAUGUAAGAAAAUAAUGUGUUCAAUUUGCAUUCAGAUAUUAUUAUGCAAUUAAUGUUAUUACAUAUUGUUCAUUUAUUUUAUUUUAGAAAUUUUAAAAAAUGUAACACAUUAAGCACAUAUUUUUUCAUAUGUCAAAAAUAAUUAUGGAUAUAGUGGUAUUUGGCUAAUUCAAAUUCUCUCUCUCUCUCUCUCUCUCCAUCACCUCUCUCCCUCUCACUCUUGAGAUUCUUAUUAGUAAUUCAAAACAAUUAUUUAUCUGCAAUUCGGACUCAUUUUGAUAAAUUCGGAACCAAAACUAAAAAUUAGCUUUAUUUCUUAUUUUUAUUAGUAUAGUCCAUACUCUAUAUACCUGAUAAUCAUUGAUAAUAAUUCUUUAAUGCUAUAAUUUUAUUGAAGUACUUAACUGCUCUAUGAUGCAUUGAUUAAGAAAUUUCUUAUUAAAAAAAAUUUGAAAUUUUUAGUUGUACUUUUUUUUAAGUUUUAUUUACAAUUGUUGCAUUCAAAUGUUGAAUAAUAUUUAUUGAAAUUUUUCUUUUAUUGAAAUUAUUACUUUCAAAAGCAGUAAAAAUAUUUUAGUUGUAGUUAUUAUCAAAUUACUCAUUUAUUAAAAUAUCUAUCUUGUAAUUGCAUUGUAUAUUUUUUAACUAUAAUUAUUAUCACUUCAUUAAAAUAACUUUCUGUUUCUAUAUAAUUUAUUACAAUUGUUACUUAUGAAAAAUAAAUCUUUAUUAGCUUUUUGAAUUUCAUUACUGUUACAACUGUUCAUUAAUGUUUUGAAGUUCAUUACUGUUCUUUUGUUCUCACUUUAAAUUUGUCAUUUUCUUAAAUUGAAGUUUAAUUGAAUAAGCCAUACUUUUAUGGUAGUUUCUUCAGCUUCAAAGGAACCAAGCUCCACUGAACAUACGAUUUUAUUUUCUCUGUACUUUGUUAAAUUCCACCUUGUAGAAACAUUUUUUUUUAACUUUAUAUGUAUGGUAAAAGAUAUUUUUAAAUAUUGUUGUAAUUACUCAUAAAGUAAUAAUAAAAAUGAAUUUAAUUUUUAGGUAAGAUUGUGGAAAUGUUAAAGAUAAAUGUUCCUUAUAUUUUAUGUUCCGUAGGGUAGUUUUUAGCAUUUUGGCUAUUUCAAAAGUGUGUAUGCAAAUUUCUUACAUGCAAAAUUUCAUUAUUCUGAUAACUGAAGUGAAAUGUUGUUUAAAUGGAGUUAAGUAGGAUGAAAUAAUCGCCUGCAGCAUACUUCUUGGAAAAAUUUGUGUUGAACUUAAAUAUAUGCCUCCCCAGGUAACACAGCCUGUUGCACACUAUAUUGUUAAAUAUUGCCCGAUAUUAUAUGAUAUUAAUCAAUAUUCCGCAAUAUUAUACAAUAUUGCGAAUGCCAUAUUAUACAAUAUUGCGAAUAUUGAUCAAUGUCAUGCAAUAUUGUAUAGUAUAUGUGUGCUAUUAGUGUUAUGAUGAUCUGUGUGGUAUAUAUUCAUAUUGAUUUGAUAUCAAUUUGUUAAUCUCUGAAUCGUACCAUGGAGCAUUUAUUGUAUGUAGAUUUUAUGCAAACAUGUGUACUUGCAUUUUGAAUGGCAAUAAUUUUUUAAUUGUUAGACUUAUAGUUUGUUGAUGUUUUAUAUGUGUAAAUAAAA
Molecule: messenger RNA, 7281 nt
Organism: Argiope bruennichi
Lineage: Eukaryota; Metazoa; Arthropoda; Arachnida; Araneae; Araneidae
Product: protein toll-like
Exons: 13
Coding region: 535-3279 (914 amino acids)
Molecular function (GO): protein binding
Source: RefSeq, a predicted model, not a curated record